AUGGUGAAGAUUAGAGAACCUGGUGAAAAUAGAUCUCAAACCAAAUAUAGAAGGACAGUUGAUAUUGCAUCAUCUCCUGAACCAACUACUAUUGCUGCUGGAUCUGGUGCUAUAAAUGGCUCACCUGCUGCUGGAUCUGGUGCACCUACUAUUAGAGCUGUUACAAGUGGGAGAGAUAUAGAUAAGAGUUGGAUCUCGAAGCCUCGAGGUAGUAGCGAAUAUAGGGCAGGCUUGAACAAAUUUUUGGACUUCGCAUUUGCGAAUGCAUCAUCCGAUGGGAUGAUACAUUGUCCAUGUGCUUCGUGUGGGUUUCGGCUUUUCCAAUCUAGAGAGGAUACCUACGAUCAUCUGCUAUUAAGACCGUUUCCUGCUAAGUAUACCUUUUGGUUACAUCACGGCGAGAGACGCGUAGGAGAGAGAUCUACUGAGACACAAGAAGCUGACCCGGAUAGCGUCUGCCGAGAUCCAAUGCGCGACAUGCUUCAUGAGGCAUUCAACCUGCCAGGUUUCAUUCCCAAUGAAGAAGAAUCAGGCAACAUGGAUUCUGGGAGGGACGCCGAAGAGUUGCCGUAUCUGUACAGUGAACCUAGUCAAGCGGCCCGUAAUUUUGAUGAGAUGCUUCAGGAUGGAGAGCAGGAAUUGUAUCCGGGAUGCGCAAAAUUCUCAAAGCUGGCAUUCUUGGUGAGGCUAUACCAUAUAAAGUGCCUGUGCGGAGUGAGCGACAAGGCUUUCGGAAUGAUACUAGAGCUACUAGGUGAGGCCUUUGAGCAUGCAAAGAUUCCGGCCUCACUCCACGAUGCGAAGAAGACCAUACGAAAGCUUGGCAUUGCGUACAAGAAGAUAGAUGCAUGUCCGAAUGACUGCAUGCUAUAUCAAGGCAGCAACCAAGAACUAUCUAGGUGCAAGGAAUGUGGGACGUCGAGGUGGAAGCAAAAGACUAGGAGGAAUUCCAUUGUCCGGAUCAAUGUAGUUGUUAAGAAGAAUGGGAAGCCGCAGGCGGCGAAGGUUCUUCGUUACUUUCCCCUUAUUCCACGACUGCAGCGGAUGUUCAUGUCUAGUAAGACAUCGACUGACAUGUUGUGGCAUAAGAAAGGUUCUAACUCAGAUGGUUUUUUGAGGCAUCCAAGGGACGGAGAGGCAUGGAAGGCAUUUGAUAGAAGAUAUACGGACUUCAGUGGCGAUCCGCGCAAUGUUCGCUUAGCCUUGGCUAGCGAUGGCUUCAACCCCUUCGGAAAUCUCAGCUCAAGGUACUCGAUCUGGCCCGUGAUUCUCAUCCCCUAUAACCUACCCCCAUGGAUUUGUAUGAAACCCAGCUCUUUCUUGCUGUCUAUGAUUAUUCCCGGUCCCAAAAUGCCUGGUAAUGACAUAGAUAUCUACCUACAUCCCUUGAUAGAUGAGUUGAAGCAGUUGUGGGGUGGUGUUGAUACGUACGACGCUAGCGAGAAAAAAACAUUCAAGAUGCAUGCUGCGUUGAUGUGGACAAUCAGUGAUUUUCCAGGGUUGGGCAACUUAUCUGGGUGGAAUAUGUACGGUGGGAGAGCUUGUCCUACGUGCAACUUAGAUGCUGAGCCUAAACGACUCACCUUCAGUCAGAAAUGGUGUUUCAUGGGUCAUCGGCGCUUUCUGAGUCAAGGUCACAGAUUUCGGCAGGACCGGGUCAGAUUUGAUGGCAAUGUAGAGGUCAGACGUCCCCCUGUAACAUGUUCGGGUGGAGAUAUUUUGAGACAGUUGGAUAAUGUGCAUGUCAAGCAUGGCAAGAGGCAAACGGUUACCGGUAGAAGAGCACGCGGACAACAGGUUGCAUUACAAGAUGAAUCUCCUUGGAAAAAGAGGAGUAUAUUCUUUGAACUACCAUAUUGGGAAUAUAAUUUAUUGCGUCACAAUAUGGACGUGAUGCACAUAGAGAAAAAUGUGUGCGACAACAUACUGAACACGAUACUGAACGACAGUGGUAAAUCCAAGGACAACCUCAAAGCUCGAAAAGACCUCCAACUGAUGGGAAUUAGGCAUGAACUCUGGCCUCGAGAAGAUGGAAAGUAUCCCACUGCAAUAUUCUCCAUGUCGAAUUCACAGAAAGACGUCUUUCUUAGGAAUUUAAAGAACGUGGUCUUCCCAGAUGGUCAUUCGAGCAACAUAUCUCGCUGUGUUGACCUACAGCAGCGAAAACUAUCCGGCUUGAAAAGUCACGACAACCACACUCUCAUGGAACAUCUUCUCCCAAUUGCAUCAAGGAAUGUAUUGGAAGCCCCAGUGGCAGUCGUCCUGGCUGAUUUCUCAACUUUCUUUCGACGACUAUGCAGUAAAUCUAUAGACCCUCAACAACUUCCUCUCCUACAGGAACAUGUUGUCAUCACUCUUUGUCAACUGGAGAUAAUUUUUCCACCAUCUUUCUUCACAGUCAUGGUACACCUAACCGUGCAUUUGGUCGAAGAGGUACGCCUAGGGGGCCCGGUGCAUUAUAGGUGGAUGUAUCCAAUUGAAAGGUACCUAUGUCGUCUCAAGCAGUACGUGCGUAAUAGGGCAGCACCGGAAGGAUCGAUUGCCGAGGGCUACUUAUCUGAUGAGAUUCUCACUUUCUGUUCACGAUACCUGGAUAAUGUUGAGAGCAAGAUCAAUCGACCAGUACGUGUUGAUGAUCGACCGAGCGAAGAUGUGACUGUUACCGUUACAAGCAUGUUCCCAUCGAUUGGCAAAGCGGUAGGUGCUUCAGCAACGAUUUUAGGGCUAGCAGAAAAAGACAGUUACGAAGUAUUGGAAAAAGAAAUGAAGCCUACAUUGACAAGAUUGUCCACAGAGAAUUCGCCGAGUGGUUCAAGCAUGAGAUACCAUUGGGAAGUACUAUGCACCCGAGAGAAAUGUAGUGGCUCGCAUGUGGCCCCAAUAUUCAGGCAAGGCGCUUUACGGCGUACAAUGUCAAUGGAUUCAAGUUUAGAACCCUAUCAAGAGAGGCAGGAAUGA
Messenger RNA from Arachis stenosperma, 2958 nucleotides. RefSeq lists its product as uncharacterized. The record is from RefSeq and is a predicted model, not a curated record. Lineage: Eukaryota; Viridiplantae; Streptophyta; Magnoliopsida; Fabales; Fabaceae. The transcript is spliced from 6 exons. Bases 1 to 2958 code for a protein of 985 amino acids.